Apis cerana (Asiatic honeybee) is the source of this 5902-nucleotide messenger RNA. Its product is annotated as cysteine-rich venom protein. The record is from RefSeq and is a predicted model, not a curated record. Gene Ontology annotation, cellular component: extracellular region. Lineage: Eukaryota; Metazoa; Arthropoda; Insecta; Hymenoptera; Apidae.
CCGCACGGAGAGACGCGCGCCGCCGCCAACCGCUCCGCUCCGCUUCCAGCCACCUCGCGCGCGAUCCUCGCCAGUCUCGCUCAUCCGCUCGUGCCACGCUCACCUGCGCUCGCCGCCCGCUAUGCCCGACUCUAACUCGCGCCUCCGCGUCGCUUGACGAUCCAUCCUCCUCCCCCUCUCCCCCUCCACCCUCCCCCGCCGCUCUCUCCAUCCGAAUCGCGCGUGAAUCGCGUGUGUGUGAACGUUGAAGGGAGUGGAACGAAGCGUGUGGAGUGUUGAUUCGAGGAACAGUCGGAGAAAAUUGAUUCGAAGGGAUGAACUGAAGACGGAGGCUGAACCGAAGGGUAGGAAGGAGGGAUUUUCGAUUUUUACGAAGAUCGAAGAAGGAGGGAGUGGGUUGGUGCGGUCGAAAAAUUCGAAAUUCGACGAAUUUUUCAUGUGCAAUUUUUCAUGGCCGAGGAGAUAAGAAUAUUAUAAGAAUAUUGUAAGUACGUGUGUAAUACAUUUCGAAGGAAUUCCAAUUGUUGCGGAUUGUUGCAACAAAUUGAAGGAGGAACAUCCCGUCGCCGAGGAUCGUAAGAACGUAAGGGAAAUUUCGAAUAAGGUGAAUUUUCACGGAGGAUUUAUUUCGUGGAUAACGUGACAAUUUCCAAAAAAUUGUAUUUUAUAUUGAUUUUAAAAAUUCAAUCGAAUAAUAAUAAUAAUAAUAAUAAUAAUAAUAAUAUCGUAAGAUCUAAGAAAAAUUUCGAACAACGAGUUUGAAGAAUAUUAUCGCGCCAGGAAUCGUAACAUUUCGAAAAAAAUUCCAAUUAUGGGUAUAUUAGAAAUUCAGUCGAGGAACAAGGAUAUAUGAUAUAAAUAUCGUUGUGGAGGAAUCGUAAGAAAUAUCUCGGAUUUCUCAAAGACUGCGGCGGAAUAAUAAAAUUCUAAAGAUCCGAGGAAGAUUACAAGAGGAUCGCUACGUGCAACGCUGUUUGGCAGAAUUAUCGCGACAGGGUUAAUAGUAUCUCCAGGCUUUAGGGGUUCGAGAGAUCCGAAGUGGACGAUCGUGAGGUUUAACGGGGGCCUGUUAGUUGUAAAUCUCCUUUCGUGUCUUGCCUCCAUUGCCGUAAACGCCGUACCUCUAACGUUCGAGAUAAGUGCGAGAAUAAUCAUCGAAUAAGCUCAUCUGUUUACCAUCGAACACGUGCAAAAGCAAGCCCGAUUUCAUCCGCUGUAAUGUAACGAAUAAUAACGAAUUUUAAAGAGUUCUAAGCACCGAGGAACGCGUGGAUAACAACAAUAAACAGCGAAUAGUGCGCAAUUUGUGUCGAUAUAAUUUUAGAGUGAGACGAGGAUGAAAGGACGAAUGGUUGGUACGUCGUAGCAAGGUCGAUGAAGAUACGAGCUGGCCAUACGGAAACUGGCCAAGGAAGUGUUCGGUUGGAUUAUUGACAAGAGGAGAGGAGCUGUUCGAGUUGGAUACAAGAAAAUGGAAAACGUUCACGGGCCGGUGAAACGUUCAGAUUGGAAGGAUUGACGCGACGAUUUGAUCGUUUGAUUAAUCGUUCCAUAAUACGUUCUGCGUACGUGUUUUUCACCGAUUCUGCGUGUCUCUGAUUCUUUCUCCAGUUUUCGGAUCGAGGAUUCCUCGAAGUCUGAUCGUUUUUUCUCCUGCGGUGCCGGAAGAAACGAAUUGUCCCACCGAUUCCUGGUGUUCGUAAUCGGAAAUUAUGAGGUGGUUCUGGAUUAUCGUGCUAAUAGCCCUGGCGCUGCCAGCAGCCGUGCCACGAAAGACGCAUCGCAGCAAACCUACGCCGAGGCUCUAUGGGGAGAGGGUGCCUGUCAAGUUGCUGAGAACGAGCAACAGCAAGGUCCGACAGAAGAUCGUCGAUACCCAUAACUAUUUUCGCACCCAGGUCAAGCCUCCAGCUGCUAAUAUGCUGGUCAUGAAAUGGCAUCCAGGCUUGGCCAAAGCUGCGCAAAGAUGGGCCAAUCGAUGCCUUGGAUUGGUACACGACAACGCGACUGGCCUAUAUUUGGAUGGUUUUGGGCAGAGCGGACAAAACAUUUUCAUUACGACGAGAAAGACACUGUGGAAUUUCCCGAUCAGAAUGUGGUACAUGGAGUACAAAGAUUACAAAUACGGGGACGACGAGGCGAACAAUCUACACGAAAUCGGGCAUUACACCCAAAUCGCGUGGGCGACCACGCAUCUGGUGGGCUGCGGCGUGAGCCACUGUACGGGUGGCAGAGGACCACUUGGCAAGGAUUUCUUUAUGUACGUCUGCAACUAUGCCCCGAGCGGGAAUUACAAAGGUCGGCUGGGCCACCCGUACGUAGCCGGUAAACCGUGCACCAUGUGCAACGAGCACUGUUCGAGGAACAAGCUUUGCACGAACGCGUGCCACCACGUGGAUCUCUGGUCGAACUGCGUCGAGCUGGCGAGGAUGUUCCGCUCCUGGGUCUGCGAGACGAACACGAACGAGGGCCGCGAGCGGCGGAAGUUCUGCGGCGCCACGUGCAAUUGCAAGGGCAAGAUCUACUAUCACCACGGGUAGUGAACGAUCCACCCCCACCUUCCGACUCUUCCCCUCGCGUCGGCUCGUCCUUCACCCCCUCUCCCCCUUUCGGGACGUAACGUCGAUACGAUCGAGGUGUCCGAACUGAAAUAAUUUCAGGGUUUUGGAGGCGGCGCGCGAAACGUUCGAGGCCUUCCACUACUUGCUGGCUGCGUGGAACAAUGGGAAAUUUUCCUCGACGAAAGGGAGACGAGUCUCGGUCAAUGAGGGAUCAAUUCGUUUCACGCUUUGUCCAUAUUAAUUUAGGCGCCAUAUUAAUUUAUGAUCACGUUGACGAAAGUUUUCUUUAAUUGAAAACGCGAUUCGAUUGGUCGAAAGAUCGACUUCUCUCAACUUUUCGUGUUACGAUUAAAAGUUCUUGGACGAACGUAAAAAUUCGGAGAAAUAUUUUAAACGUGUUUGCUUUUAGCCAAGUUUUUCUCCACGCGUUGCAAUCACUUUCAGCCGCGGAGUAAAUAUCGUUAGAAGGAUAUUUCGAGGGAGAAAGUGAGGAACGAGAGAGAGGAGAUAAAGCGCGAGCAGAGGAGAAAGUAAAUUGAGCUGGAUCAGCUUGUUCCCGCCUCUCGAGAGGAGUUUGACUUUUCAGAAUUUCUCCGCUUUUAAUACAUUUUAUCGAGCGUUCCUCCUUCGUAAACGUAUUCAAAGAUUAUCGCCUUCGUAAACGCAACGUAACUCGCGACUUUAAUUUUUAGAUUAAAUUAAAAAAAAAUAGAGAAUUCUCUCUUCGCCAAUAAAACGUGAUAUUCGAUCUUCUAUUCGUCAAAUUUAUUCUGAUUUCUUUUCCGUUCUAAUACGAGGGGUGGAAAAAAAAUAAAGAAAAUAUGAUCGAAGAAUUGCGCAGAAUCUGGACACACAAUUAAAGGUAUAUAUGAAACAUAAAAUUAAAUAAACACUGCAAUUAUUUCUCUUCAGAGAUUUUAUUAAAUUUUAUUAUUAUAACGAGAAAAAUUAUGUUUCUAAUUCUUCGUUUUCAUUAAGAUCGAGGAACAGUUUCCCCUUUGCUCCACGAAUUCAUUCAUUCGACAACUCUCGCCGUCCCGUCCGGAAAUUUACUCUAUUUUCUUCGAGCCCUCUUGGCUCGCCUUUCCAACCGUUCCCGUCGAUCGAACAGGAACAAUCCCCUGAAGGCGAGCCACGAUGGGGUUGGGAAUGGCCGAGGAGUAAUGGACGGAGGGAUAAACCGAAGUCCCGCGAAGAAACGGAGAGAAUCGCGGCGAGAUCCUUUUGAUAUUUGUAAACGAGUAAGAGUGUCUAUAUAGACGUGCAUGCGGUGUGUAAAUACGUAUAGAUAAGAGAUAAAUAGAUUAAUAAAUAAAUAAAUAAAUAAAUAAAUAAAUAAACGAAUGAAUAAAUAAUUAAAAUUCGUAGGUGAAAAACGUGGUUGGGUGUUUCUCGGUGCUCUAUUAGAUUCUGUCGUUUGAUCCUGGACGUUCUGGCGAGCUGUCGAUAAAGAUCGUUGCUGCUGCUACUUUGUUACUUUCAGUUUUGGAAAAUUAACGAAAACUUGUUUAAGAUUCGAUUAAUGAUUGUGACGUAAUAUUUAAUUUAAGUAGAUGCGUACGCGUUGAUGGAAAAUGUAAUUAUGCUGCAAUUUUAAUUAAAGUUGAUCCGACAUUUUGAUCGGGAAAUAAUACGAAGAAAAUUACUCCCUUCUUAAAUAUUAAUUGGUAAGUAUAUUAAUUUUAGCAAACGCUAUGAUAUCGAUAGGAUAAGAAUAUAUUUUAUUAUUAUUUUUUUUUAUCUAUUUUAGCAUCAUAUUUAACAAAUCGAUCUUUAAUGAUCGUCUCAUCGUUAUCUGAAACUCGAAAAGAAUUUUAUUCUAUAAAUAAUAAUUACAAGAUGUACGUAUAUAUUUUUUUUUAAUCCACAUAUGAAUUGAUUAGUUUUAUCGACGAGCUCGCACGUCGCCUAAACGUGGGACUAAAAAAAAAAGAAAAAAAAGAAAAGAAAAAGAAAAAAAUAUGUAUAAACGUAACCGGAACCCCUAUCUCUUAAUCGUGUUUAGCGAUGUAAGGUUAUACGAUAGUCAAUGUAUACACGAAAUAACAAUUUAAUCUCGUGAUUUUAUUUAACCUUCGAUCUCGAGAACUUAUGAAUGCAACCGUUUUAAAUUUAAAAAGAAAAAAAAAAACGGGAGAGAAUCAAUCGCUUUAUAAAAAUUGUAAAUAAAUUUUUGGAUCUCUACAUAUCCAUCGGGACAAUUACUAGACUAAUAGGAAUAAUUUUAAUUCCGAUUGAAUCGUGGUGGAAAAAUUUUAUCCAUCGUGUUAUUAUUGAAAUCAUCGUUCAACGCGACGUCCUUUUUAUAAAAAAAAAAAAAAAAAAUGGAAAGAAAUCCGUCUUCUUUUUUUAUCCAUCGCUGCAUUCACGAGUACUCGAACGAGAAAAUGUAAAUUUUUCCACCGUUAUAUUUGUAACGCUAUAUAUGGAGGAUUUUCUUUUUCUCGGAUAGAUAGAUUAAUUUACGCUUGUGACUGUGCAGUACUAAUUUUAGUAAUCUAAUUUUUUCGAAAAAGGGAAAGAAGAAGAGUGUAGGAAAAUAUUUUUCACUUAGAUAUUUUUACUUUAACUAAUUCUUUUGAAAUUAUAUUCCAAUUUUCGUUUUCCAAAUCUAUUCUUCGACUCGUUUCAUCCUCGAUCGAUCCCCGCGAACGUAUCCCUCGAACGUCCCCAACGUAGAAUUCGUCCACCUAUGUUUUUACUUUAAAAGAAAUUAUCGUUAUACUUUUCAUCGCGUCUCAAUUCUCGUCGAGAACGAUCGCACAGCGUGCGGGGGAGAAGAGCAAGUACCACGAUGGAGAGGAGAAAGAGGGAUGGAAAAAAGGAAGCGGGAAGAGAUUUGCGAGAAGGGAGAAGAGGGGAGAAGAAGAAACGUUUUAAAUACCAGAGAAAAGAUGAAAGUAUGAGACGCGAACGCAGUCGACAAUGCAAUAGGAGUGAUGUAAACGAUGUAAUAACGUUUCGGCUCUUCUUCUUGCGCGGAAACCGGCCGUCGAUCGAAAAGAAAACGUUGUAACAAAUUGGUUCACUUACCGAAAUAAAGAUCCUGUAAAUAUUGAUUGGUAAAUAUUUUUAUUGUAUUUUAACAGGUGUGCGUAUGCCGAGUGAAAAAUUAUGACGAGUUCUCGUUCUUAUUCGGAGAUCUAAUUUGGACGAGGAAGAGCGAUAGAGAUAGAAUGACGAGAGCGAUAGAGAUAUAGAUUUGUAAUUUAACCGAUAAGUGAGCUUCGUCGAUACUUUUUGUGUACUAAUUUUUGUGCUUCUUCUCUUUAACAAUCUUUCUAAACGUGUAUAAGUUGUAGAACAUAGAAUUUUUAAGAUACAUACUCUUUUUGAACAAA